CACGGAUACCUAGAACUCGAACGUCAAAUAAAUAAAGUGUAACCGUUGUGCUGUGCUUGUCGGUUGUCAAUUUUUGCGCCAAUUUCAUUUAUUAUUUUUAUUUGAUUAUUUGCCUUUACUCUUCGUUUUUCACGUGAAAAUUUUGCUUGGUUGCAUCAUUUUACUUUAUUAGUGAAAGCGCCCAUGGAGGGCGCGGUGACACCAGACGGUCGGCGCACGCGCGCUGCCCUCGCCGAGAUCCCCGUGCGACUGGAUCGUCUCCGUGUUACUCCGUUGCAGCCCGUCACUAACAUCAGAGAGCGGUCCCCUGCACUGCCUGCUGGGUACCUCAGCCCUGCAGCGUCGCCUGACGAACUGCUUAUUCAGCAGAGAGGCCGCAAACGUCUCCCAGUGACAUGGUCGCCAGACAUCGAUCUGAAGCGUAACUCAUUCCACUCCACCAUACGCACACCACCGAAGGACAACCAUUUAUCUCCUCACAAAUUGGGCGUCACCCUUCGUUCGACACCUCGCAAGCGUCUCCUACUCGACACUGAGCGCAUACCUCUGACUCCCGAAAAAAUUGACUUCAGCGACAUCAGCACCCCCCAAAAAUUUAAAAUUACCAGUCCCAUUAAAAGUACACCGCCCAUUAAGAGAUGUAGGCUCGAUAGAUCAUUGAACACCGAAUACAAAGGCCCCAUCGAUGCCGCCCUCAAAGGUUUGAGUCCCACUCAACUCAUUCACAUGAUCAAGACCAUUACAUACAAGCAUCCGGAAAUUGAACAGGAGAUUAGGAAUGACAUGCCAGUACCUGAUCUGUCACCUCUUGAGGAGCGCCUGAGUUACUUGAAGAGUAACAUCUUCAAAAGUCUACCUACCUCCCGGCUUACUUCUAAAACUGAUUCCCCCGCGUACUCCAGGGUCGCCACUCAUUUGGCGGCGUUCAAAAAGUGCGUUGUUGAACAGGGUAAGGUCUUGGUCGAGUCUCAGCAUUGGGAGUCAGUGCUACAGUAUGUUUUCUUGGCAUGGAGCUAUGUAAAAGCUACACCUUUAUGGGACAACCAGCCACAUAAUGCUCAAAGAAAACAAUGCUUCAGAGCCCUCACAACUUAUUGCAUGACUGCCCUGAAAAAGGGUAACUUACAAAAAGAUGUGCUGGCUGAUGUUCAAGAUAAGCUCGAAGGAAUGGUGGCGGACAGUGAGGAAAUAGCGUCUUGUUUGAAACAGGUGCAAGGUCAGUUACAAGAAUUUUAGUAAUUCUAAUCUUAAUCGUAUUUAGCUUGUUCUAAGAUUGAGCAUAUUGUGACAGAUUCUAUAAUUGUUAUUUGAUUAAUUGUUAAAAGACUGAAAAUGCUAUCUACACCGAUCAAUAAGAAUAAAAUUCUACAAAUUGAAAAGGUUAUUAAAAAUUGAAAAAGUAUUGUAUUACAAAAUAAUUGAUGUGGCAUUUCUUUGUAAUUUAUUAUAUUUUCUUUUCUUCCUGUAUAAUAAUUUCUCUUUUCCUAGUUAUGACAUACAAUUAUGGAAUCUGAUUUAUUUCUUUUAGUUAAUUGAUACCUCAACUUAGAUUGUAGAAUCAAUAUUUUUUAUCUUCUUUUUGUUAGUUUAAUCUACAUUUUCUAUAAGUUAUUCACAUGUUUUACAAACUAUGAUUUUAAAAACAUAAACUUAAUUGGUUAAUAAAAUAUGUACUACCACUAGAACAGCAGCUAUCAAAGCUGAAUUAUUAUUUCACUGUAAUGAAAUUUCAUACUUUUGCUGAAUCAAAACUAUAAUUUUAAUUGUUUAUUUUUAUUAUUGAUGUGUUGCCAGUAAAUAAAUUUGUGCCUUCAUUGCAUUUAAAUAAUGAUAUUUUUUUUAUAUCUAAUGUUUUUCUUCAUGUUUUUGUGUUUUUAAAUAUUUAGAAUAAGUGUGACGACUUUGGUACUCUUGAAAGGAAUCAAAAAGUAUUGUUUAAGUAAAAUAUAUUCGUCUUCCAUAUUUUUAUGGACUCAAUGUUUUGAUUCUUUUCAAUGUAGCUGUGACAAUGCCAAAGUUUACUUGCUAGAAGUAGUAUUUACUGUAUGUAGUAUUUGAUAAUUUUACCUUUUGUAAUAUUUUGUCAUUACUUUAAAAUUCAGUUUCUAUAAUCUACUAAUGAAAAUGCCUUAAAAAUGUCAUUUGAAUAGUCUGUUUCAUUGGUUUUAAUAAAAAAAAGUAUUUCUGACGCCACUACAACAUUAUAUUUGUUCAGUUGGACAUAAGUUUUAUGAAUACAAGAAGUAGAUAAUACUAAUAACAAUGUUGUUAAGGAAUUUACUAAUGACUGGUGAAUGAAGCAGAAAAUCUAUUAUAUUAACCUUUAGCUGUCAUAGAUUACUUAAUCAGCAGUUUAUCUACGUCUUGUAUUUUAAAACUUUUAUAUCUGACUAGCUUUUACCCGCGGCUUCACUCGCGUCACAAAAGGAUAAAAGUAGCC
Molecule: messenger RNA, 2440 nt
Organism: Spodoptera litura
Lineage: Eukaryota; Metazoa; Arthropoda; Insecta; Lepidoptera; Noctuidae
Biological process (GO): proteasome localization; nuclear protein quality control by the ubiquitin-proteasome system
Cellular component (GO): nucleus; nuclear membrane
Molecular function (GO): proteasome binding
Source: RefSeq, a predicted model, not a curated record